AUGGCCGAUACAAACACCCCGGCCGAAGGGACCAAGCAGUCUCUCAUACAGACUGCUAGAGCAUGGGGAGAAAACCCAUUUACUCCCACCCUCCUAGCCACAACCAUCGCUGCCCAGCACAUGCGUCCCUUCCAAACGUUUCCGAUGCUCUUCCCUCCCGUCCUGCUGUUCACGAGCUACGCAAAUCUCCAAGGCUUCACGACAGAUAGUGCCGGAAUCUCAGCAGCGUGGUCGGGACUCUAUCUGUUGCUCGCAGGUCGACGGAAACAGCCUUUUAUGAAGAAGUGGGGUGCACGAGGGAUCGUCCGGGGCGUUACAAUGGGUCUUGGCUUUGCGAACUUGGUUGGUGGUGGUUUGGCGUAUACUUUGGGCAAGAGGGAGGAGGAAGAAGAUGAUGAGUAA
Messenger RNA from Aspergillus ruber CBS 135680, 402 nucleotides. RefSeq lists its product as uncharacterized. The record is from RefSeq and is a predicted model, not a curated record. Bases 1 to 402 code for a protein of 133 amino acids. The transcript has 2 exons. Lineage: Eukaryota; Fungi; Ascomycota; Eurotiomycetes; Eurotiales; Aspergillaceae.